Messenger RNA from Salmo salar (Atlantic salmon), 2138 nucleotides. RefSeq names its product ras-related protein Rab-27B. The record is from RefSeq and is a predicted model, not a curated record. Gene Ontology annotation, molecular function: GTP binding; GTPase activity. Lineage: Eukaryota; Metazoa; Chordata; Actinopteri; Salmoniformes; Salmonidae.
AUUUCCUUAUUUUAUUGUACAGUUUUAAAUGGAUAAACAUUGGAAUUAGUUUGCAUUACAUGUGAGCCUUAAAACGUGGAUUUUUUUCAGUGAAAUUCUGCUCCCUGGUGCACAAUUCAGUGUCAUAUGAUUGAUUAAUAUACAGUAUAUCUAGUGUAGACCUUGUAUAAAAAUGAUUUACAUACAGUGGAUGACACAGUACAUGUUAACUCCACAUGCCCCCCCACAAGUUGACUUCAUAAUUAUGUCCUAAAACAUACUUUUUAGACAGGAAAAACUCAGUUUUGAGUAUUAGCCAAAGAUUAGCCUACUUGUUGAGCUUCCAGAAGAGUACGCGGGAGAAGGGGCCUUUUAAGGGGUUUACAAAACUUCCAGUUGGCUGAGUUCCACUGAAAUCAACAGCAGGACAUUAUUUGUGGACAGGGCCUCAAUCCAGUUUUUCAUUUUUUUUCUCCUGAGAAAUACCAGAAAGCACAAGGUCUGUGAACACCACACUCUGUGGUUGUUGUUUUUUUAAAGCUGGAAACUCCUCCCUUAUAGCAUGUGAGAGGGGAAAAGGUUCAAUCAACAGCAUGUCUCCCCCCACUAUGUGUUUACCAAGCACGGGUUGAGCUCCCUGAAUGGAAGUUGGCAAUACCUCCGGCUAAAUCGGGCAGGUUCAGCACGAGGCUGCACAAUGACAGAUUGGGAUUAUGACUUUCUGAUCAAGCUCCUGUCGUUAGGGGAUUCUGGAGUAGGGAAGACCACAUUCCUCUACAGGUACACAGACAACAAGUUCAACCACAAGUUCACCACCACAGUGGGAAUAGACUUCAGGGAAAAGAGAGUGACGUAUUUGGGGACUGGCUCUGAUGGAACGACAGAGAAGACUUUUAAAGUGCACUUACAGCUCUGGGACACAGCAGGGCAGGAGAGGUUCAGAAGUCUCACCACAGCCUUCUUCAGAGACGCCAUGGGCUUCCUGCUCAUGUUUGAUCUAACCAAUCAGCAGAGUUUUCUGAAUGUCAGGAACUGGAUGAGUCAGCUGCAGGCAAAUGCCUAUUGUGACAGUCCAGACAUAGUAUUAGUUGGCACCAAAGCAGACCUUAAUGACCUGAGAGAUGUACAAGGAAAACAAGCCAGAGACCUGGCGGACAGAUAUGGUAUCCCCUACUUUGAGACGAGUAGUGCCACAGGGGCUGAGGUGGACCAGGCAGUGACCACUCUGCUGGAUCUGGUGAUGAGACGCAUGGAGCAGAGCACAGAGGGGCCUGCGUCAGAGGCUGCCAAUGGGAGUGCUGCCACUAACGACCAGGCUGAAACCUCCACCAGCAGGAGGUGUGCCUGUUAGGAUGUAGGGAUGUCCAUCCAUUCAAAUGUGUCACUAUUGCAUCAGGGGAGUAUUAUUACAUUAGAAAGUUCAAUUAUCCCAUACAGUAUUUAUAGGAAGUGUAUUAUCCUCUUAUGCAUUAAUGUGUGUUUGUCUGGAUUGAUAACUGCCGCACUGUCAAGCUAUUUAUUCCCAACCUGGUCAUCAUUACCUGCUGAGUCUGUACAUGUACUGUAUGUUAAUGAUAUGAAACGAGCAAAAGAACACACAAUCUAAUACUGUAAAAUGAUUCAAAGUAAAUGAAAGCACCAUGUGUAUGUACAUCUCAAACUGAUAUUUGCAAUAUGACUAUGCUUUUUGUGAUUCUAAAUAGGUAAAUACUAAUUGGAAGUGUUUAAAAAAGGUUGUAUAUCAGAGAUUUUUUUUUAUUUUUAUUUUAUUUCACAGAUUGAAGCAUUGAUGGAAGGAAAAUACAGGCACAUACAUUUAUCAUUGACAAUAUAUAAUCCUAACAAAUUAUGCAACAACUCAUUAACAAUCAUGGUUAUUUCCUUAUAUGCGAAUGAGAAAAUGUAUUAUUCUGUUUCACAAACCGAGAUAGCAAAGUGCAUUACAGGAUCCAUGAGUUCUAUAUGACAAGGAGCACAUUUGGUGUUUAGCUUGACUAUUAGUGGAACAAAAUUGUCAUGCACAUUGAAUAAAGUAUAGAAAAUGUUUAGAGCCCAUACAUACUGUUAACCCAGACAAAAAUUAUUUGAAUAUGUUUUAAUACGAAGUCUUCAGAGUAAAUGCAGUCAUUUUAAAUAAAGUUAAUGUCCGUUUUACCAAU